Messenger RNA from Penaeus monodon (black tiger shrimp), 1211 nucleotides. RefSeq lists its product as uncharacterized. Gene Ontology annotation, molecular function: protein binding. NCBI's taxonomy places the organism in Eukaryota, Metazoa, Arthropoda, Malacostraca, Decapoda, Penaeidae. The record is from RefSeq and is a predicted model, not a curated record. The coding region runs from base 1 to 948 and encodes 315 amino acids. The transcript is spliced from 4 exons.
AUGUCCUCUCCGGACGCAGUGAACAACUGCACGGUGGAGAACGUGAGUUCGACGGGCGCGGCCGUGCGGUGCCAGGCGGGCUGGGACGGCGGGCUGGCGCAGACCUUCACCCUGUCCGUGAGUCACGCCCGCGCCCACACCCGCGGCCAGGACAAGAAGAACGAGGCGCCCCGAGUGCUGGCCAACACGUCGACGUCGCCGCGGCCCGAGUUCACGCUCACGGGUCUGCAGGCCGGCACCGAGUACGUGCUCACCAUCAUGGGCGUCAACAAGAAGGGCCAGAGCGACCCUGUCAGACUCAAGAUUUUCACCCUUAAGGAUAAAGCUGAGAAACGAACUAGCCCUGGAGUAGAAGGACUUGCUUUGGCACACAUCUUGGCUGUAGUCCUGGGCGUGGUGGUGACGCUGCUCCUGGUGGGCGUGGUCAUAGUGGUGGUGAUCAGGUCGCGGCGACGAGGCCCUCAGAGACCCGAGGUGAAGAUGGUUUACGAUAAGGGUUCCUCGGGGUCGCCUACAGGACGGGGUCAGGAAACCACCACGGACAGCGAGGAGGCGAACCCAGACGUCAUACCCGUUAAUGACGACCACCAAGUCCAGAAGACCGCAGGCGAGGAACUGACGGAGGCCAUGCCCGAGCCGGACUCCCACCACUCCCCCCCUCCUCCCCAGCCUUCUCAGAGCUCCCCCCAACUCCAACCAGACCUUCACCACGACCCCAGAGUGACUCCGGCCCUGCAGGAUUUCCCGAGCCAGGACAACCGCCUCUUAGAGUACCUGAAGGAGCGGGACAGAUCCUACUACAUGGAUCCAAGCACUAUACUUAGACAGGUGAGUUGUGUGGAUGAUUACAGAGCUAUACUCCUUCCCCAACCGCUCCCCUUCCCCCUUUCCAAUUUCCUUGGCGAGGGUGGGGGAGGGGGAGGGGAUGGUUCGAGUUUUAUUAUUUAAUAAUUUUUUUUUUUUUUUUUUUCAAAUUAUUUCGUUUUUUUUUCUAUUUUAAAUUUCCCUUUUCUGCUUUUAUUUUUCAUUUAUCAUUUCUAUAGACUUCUUGUAAUAUCUGUUCUGAUAAGCUUAUUUACAAUAAGGACUGUGUACCGUAUUGAUUUUAUGUUGCUUUGUCUAUGUCUCUCUGUAUUUCUAUCGGAAUAUCUAUAUGUAUAUCUAUCUUUUACAGUUUGCUCUCUCUAAAUAUAUCUCUGAAGAAAAGAGGC